AUCAUUAACUGAAGACAGAAUCAACAGCUAUGCAGAAUUCUCAUAUGGAUGAGUACAGAAAUCCGAGUAAUGGCAGCACAGGCAGCAGUUCAGAGGUAGUGGUAGAACAGUCUGCUGAUUUCAGUACUGAGAUUAUGAAUGUUACGGAAAUGGAACAGUCACCUGAUGGAUCUCCUAAUGUGAACGCAACCACAGAAGAAAAUGAAAUAGCAAAUGCAGUGGACCUUCCAUUGACAGAAACGGAAGCAAAUUUCCCUCCAGAAUAUGAAAAAUUUUGGAAAACUGUAGAAAAUAAUCCUCAGGAUUUUACAGGCUGGGUAUAUUUGCUUCAGUAUGUAGAACAGGAGAAUCACUUGAUGGCUGCCAGGAAAGCAUUUGACAAAUUUUUCAUACACUAUCCGUAUUGCUAUGGUUACUGGAAAAAGUAUGCAGACCUUGAAAAGCGACAUGACAACAUUAAACAAUCAGAUGAGGUGCGUUAAACCUCUACAGUUUGUCAAGCUUUGCAGUGCAAGCCUCUGUAUUACACUGCAGCUUAACAAGUAGGGCAGGGCUUUUCUCUCACUUACAUUUAUUUCUCAUUUUCCAAACAAUAUAGUUGGUUUGCUAGUCACAUUUGCUACGUCUUAUUGCAUUUUUGGUCAGACGCUGUCAUUGAUGCUCUAAUGGGUCUGUGCCCUAUGGUCUGUAACCCAAAGCCUGCCCACACAACCCGGUCAGAAUGCAGGGACUGCUGCGCUUUGAAGAUCAAGACUCUGCACGUGGGGAUCAGAACAUUGCCAUGUUCUAUCCAACCUCCACCCAAAUGGUGUAUCGGCGGGGGCUUCAGGCAAUACCUCUUAGUGUUGACCUCUGGAUACAUUAUAUAAACUUCUUAAAGGAAACAUUGGACCCUGGUGAUCCUGAGACAAACAGUACAAUAAGAGGAACUUUUGAGCAUGCUGUUCUAGCUGCAGGAACAGAUUUCCGAUCUGACAGACUGUGGGAGAUGUAUAUAAAUUGGGAAAAUGAACAGGGAAACCUGAGAGAAGUUACAGCUAUAUAUGAUCGUAUUCUCGGUAUUCCAACACAGCUGUAUAGUCAUCAUUUUCAGAGAUUUAAAGAACAUGUACAGAAUAACUUGCCUAGAGAUCUUCUAACUGGAGAACAGUUUAUUCAGCUGCGAAGGGAAUUAGCUUCUGUAAAUGGACAUAGUGGAGAUGAUGGCCCUCCUGGUGAUGAUCUGCCAUCGGGAAUUGAAGAUAUAACUGAUCCAGCAAAGCUAAUUACUGAAAUAGAAAACAUGAGACAUAGAAUCAUUGAAAUCCAUCAAGAAAUGUUUAAUUAUAAUGAGCAUGAAGUUAGUAAAAGGUGGACAUUUGAAGAAGGUAUUAAAAGACCUUAUUUUCAUGUGAAACCAUUGGAAAAGGCACAAUUAAAAAACUGGAAAGAAUACUUAGAAUUUGAAAUUGAAAAUGGGACUCACGAACGAGUUGUGGUUCUCUUUGAAAGAUGUGUCAUAUCAUGUGCCCUCUAUGAGGAGUUUUGGAUUAAGUAUGCCAAGUACAUGGAAAACCAUAGCACUGAAGGAGUGAGGCAUGUCUUCAGCAGAGCUUGCACUAUCCAUCUCCCAAAGAAACCCAUGGUGCAUAUGCUUUGGGCAGCUUUUGAGGAACAGCAGGGUAACAUUAACGAAGCCAGGAAUAUCUUGCGAACAUUUGAAGAAUGUGUUCUAGGAUUGGCAAUGGUUCGGUUGAGAAGAGUAAGUUUAGAACGACGGCAUGGAAAUAUGGAAGAAGCUGAACAUUUGCUUCAGGAUGCCAUUAAGAAUGCCAAAUCAAAUAACGAAUCAUCGUUUUAUGCUAUCAAACUAGCCCGACAUCUUUUCAAAAUACAAAAAAACCUUCCCAAAUCAAGAAAGGUGCUUUUGGAAGCAAUUGAACGAGACAAAGAGAACACAAAGUUAUACCUCAAUUUACUUGAAAUGGAAUAUAGUGGUGACCUCAAACAAAAUGAAGAAAAUAUCCUAAACUGUUUUGACAAAGCUGUACAUGGCUCCUUACCUAUUAAAAUGAGAAUUACAUUUUCUCAGAGAAAAGUGGAAUUUCUUGAAGAUUUUGGUUCAGAUAUUAAUAAGCUUCUGAAUGCUUAUGAUGAACAUCAAACACUCCUAAAAGAACAGGAUUCUUUAAAAAGGAAAGCAGAAAAUGGAUCAGAAGAACCAGAGGAAAAGAAAGCACAUACAGAAGAUACAACUUCGUCAUCUACACAGAUGAUUGAUGGUGAUUUACAGGCAAAUCAAGCUGCAUAUAAUUAUAGUGCCUGGUAUCAAUACAAUUAUCAGAAUCCUUGGAAUUAUGGACAGUAUUAUCCUCCCCCUCCAACCUGAUGGGAAAAUGUAAAUAUCGGAUGGAGUGUGUGAAAAGUAUGAAAUUAUUUUUUUUUAAUGAGGGAUGUAAACAUGGCAUAAGCUUGUUGCAUUUGAUAACUUGUCUUCCCUGUUUCUGUGUACAUGAUUUGUUUAGUAAUAGAAAAUGUCAUUUAGUAGCUUACCACAGAUACUAUUUCCUACCAUUUAUAAAAUUUACUUUUUAUUGGAGAACUAUUUUUUUGAUUUUUGCAUUAAGUGGUCUAGAAUUCUUUUUGCAAUGCAUUUCCAACAGUUUUGUAGCCUUAAGGGGUAGGAAAAAAAACUGACUGCAAUCAUGUCACUGUAGUACAAGAUGCUGAAAAAACAUAAGGGCUGGUUAUUAAGGAUUUACCUCCUCUGUAAAACAAAACAAAAUGGAUUUUUAACCUUUGCUGACGAGGUUUUGUCUGUGUGUUUCAAUUAUCCUUGUGAAUUUGGAUCUAACUGCAGAAAAGGUAUACUAUUAAAAUACCGUGUCUUGGAGUAGAGAUUGUAAAUGAGAAAAUGGAAUGUCUGCAUCCCUUUAAAAAAUGAAAAUCAUAUCAAAAGUAUGUUAUUUCAGGAGACUUUGUAUUUAGAAUAUUCAUGUAAAACUUGUGAGCAAGCUUUCAUUUUGAUCAAACUGAUCAUCUUCAUUUUUGUAAUAAAACUGAAGACUCA
Messenger RNA from Ceratotherium simum simum (southern white rhinoceros), 3049 nucleotides. It is a transcript of the gene PRPF39, whose product is annotated as pre-mRNA processing factor 39. Lineage: Eukaryota; Metazoa; Chordata; Mammalia; Perissodactyla; Rhinocerotidae. Gene Ontology annotation, molecular function: protein binding; pre-mRNA 5'-splice site binding. Gene Ontology annotation, cellular component: commitment complex; U2-type prespliceosome; U1 snRNP. The record is from RefSeq and is a predicted model, not a curated record. Gene Ontology annotation, biological process: RNA processing; mRNA 5'-splice site recognition.